GUCAAGUGCGUCCGUCUCGGAAGGUAGUGGGCGGAGCCACGGGCGUCACGUGGCCACAAUCGCGACGUAUCCCUGAUCACGUGGGCUGACGGAGAAGGUGGGCCUGGCGGCGUAGGCUGAUAAAAAGCCUCCGAGGAGGCAGCAGUCUGAGGUACCCACCGGCUUCAGGCAGGCUUCAAUCAAACCGUUUCACCCAAGAACCACGUGGCAACCUGGCUCGAUGACUGUCAUCCAGUACCACUUGCAUCCACUCUGAAGUGUUUUGAGAGAAUGACGUGACUGGGGAGUCGGUGCUGUUCACUCAGAGCCCUGUAUUGUUUCACUUGACCCGGCUGCCUCCGUUAUGAAAGUAAAGGUGUUGCAGUGACCAUAGACACCAUGGUGGUGCCCCUGAUUGACACUCCCACUCCUCCCAAUAUGGUGGCAGAUGUGGUGUUCGUUAUUGAGGGAACGGCAAAUCUUGGGCCAUACUUCGAAUCUCUGCGGAAACAUUACAUUCUUCCGGCAAUUGAGUAUUUUAACGAUGGUCCCCCUGCAGAAACUGAUUUUGGUGGUGAUUAUGGAGGCACACAGUACAGCUUAGUUGUGUUCAACACGGUGGACUGUGCGCCGGAAUCGUACGUGCAGUGUCAUGCCCCCACCAGCAGUGCUUAUGAAUUUGUCACCUGGCUUGACAGUAUUCAAUUCAUGGGUGGUGGAGGGGAGAGCUGCAGCCUUAUUGCGGAAGGACUCAGUACAGCACUGCAGCUAUUUGAUGACUUCAAGAAAAUGCGAGAACAAAUAGGGCAGACCCGCAAAAUCUGUGUUCUGAUCUGUAACUCUCCUCCAUACCUCCUGCCAGCCGUGGAGAGCACCACGUAUUCAGGCUUCACAACAGACAAUCUGGUUCAGAUGAUCGGCGAUAGAGGGAUCCAUUUCUCCGUGGUCUCCCCUCGUAAGCUGCCUGCCUUGAGAGUGCUUUUUGAAAAAGCAGCCUUGAGUGGUGUCAUAGAGACUCAGCUAAAGGACUACAGCCAGGAUCCUCGCCAUAUGAUCAUGAUUCGGGGGAUAGUACUUCCAGGUGGAGGGACAGUAGCAACCAACACGGUGCCACAGAAGCCAGUCCCACCGCAGCCACAGUCAUCAGUACAACAGCAGCCAAGUCUAUUGUCCAGUCAGUCGCAGGCACCCCAACUGUCGCAAUCACAACCACCAUCUCAGCCCCAGGCAAUCCCUUCCGUCUCACAGGCAUAUCAGGGGCCCGCAGCAUCAGGCUCCCUUGCUGGUGCUCAGGCUGCAGCUCAGAUUGCCUUGGAAACAGCGACCAAUCAAGCGAAAGCAGCUGUGGUCCCAUCAACCAAUCGAUUUCCUGCAGUCAACCAGAUACCCCCUGUGUCGGGUGUCGGAGCGAUGUUCAGCCAGGCUACUUCGCAGACAUUAGCGUCCACCCCUGUGGCCAGUAUGGCCAAAGUCAUCCCAUCUACAGCGUCUAUGAUGACUGCGGCAGCAGCACAGUCGAGCCUGGUAUCCACGGUCACCACGGGAGUUCCACAGGCUACACAACAGGCCAGCCAGCAGUCCUUGACUGUAGGUGUUGGAACAAGCGCUGGAAAUGUGUGUGGAGUAACUGUAGCCCCCACACCCGGUUCAGUUGCCAAUAAAAUCCUAGCGUGGAGCGGGGUCUUGGAGUGGCAGGAGAAACCUAAACCGGCUUCGGUAGAUUUAAAUGCGAAGCUCACACGUUCUCUUCCGUGCCAGGUGUACGUGAACCCAGGAGAGAACCUGAAGACAGACCAGUGGCCUCAGAAGUUGAUCAUGCAGCUUAUCCCACAGCAGCUGUUGACAACUCUUGGCCAUUUGUUCCGGAAUUCUCGGAUGGUCCAGUUCCAGUUCACAAACAAGGAUUUGGAAUCGUUAAAGGGCCUUUAUCGAAUUAUGGCCAAUGGCUUUGCAGGCUGCGUCCAUUUCCCACACAGUGCUCCGUGCGAGGUCAGAGUCUUGAUGCUGCUGUACUCCUCCAAGAAGAAAAUCUUCAUGGGUCUGAUUCCAAAUGAUCAGAGUGGCUUUGUGAAUGGAAUCCGACUGGUCAUAACCAACCACAAGAAAGCCCAGCAGCAGAAAAUCGAACAGCAGAGAAAUCAACUUGGGGGGACGCAGCAGAUGGGAACUGGGUCAAUGCCCAAUCCAGCCUUCAUGCAGAAGCCGCCUGGAGCAAUGCCAGUAUCUCAAGCAGUGCAGCAGCAGCAGAUACCAGGACAGCCGGUGACCACCUCGAUACCCCAGGUUCACACGGUGACAACGAUGGAUGACCAGCAACGACAACAGAAUCUGCAGCAGCAGAUGCAGCUCAGAGCGCAGGCUGCGACACAGCAGCAGCAGUCCAGCGGCCCGCCCCAGAGUCAGCCUCCGGCUCCGCAGCAGGCGGGCGCCCUGCUCCGGCCGCCCAACCCUGGCGCUAACCCUCAGCUCCGCAGCCUGCUGCUCAGUCAGCAGACGUCGCAGAGUGGAGUUCCACAGGCCCAACAACCCAUGCACCACAUCCAGCAGCAAGCCUCUCAGAUGAUGUCUCACCAGCCCAUGGGUCAACAGAUGCCCCAUCACGCCCAAGGACAGCAGCUGCAGAUGCAAGGACAGCAGCUGCUGCACCAAGGUCCUGGGCAACCAUGGGGCAGUCAGAUGGCACAGCGACCGCCUUUACAAGGUCAAAUGAUGAUGAGUUCAGGUCCACGAGGUCCAGUUGCCCAGGCUGGACUGCAGCAAGGUACGAGUCUGCUGGAGGAAGAAAUUCUGAUGGACCUUAUCUAAAACUUCUCAAGUUUGACCUGCCUUGUCAAAGGUUAUGGUCGUGGCAUUGAGAAACCUAGACUUGUGUAGGGUCGUGAGAUGCUCUCUACCCAUGCAGACCAAAGAAUUCUUAAUUAGAUAGGUGGACAGCGGUUGGGAACUGUUUGUGUCUGUAUGUGGGAUUUUUAAAAAUAUACAGUAUUUAGAUUUUUCAUAAAAUUAGAGGAUUGAAUAGAGCAAUUAAGACAGUUCUUAUGAACCUAUCUUUUAAGAGGACAGAAGCAUUUUUGAGUACUGCAGUUUGAUUGGUUUGUAUUAUUUUUGCUCAAUCUGUAUUAAAUUGAUUACUGCAAUUUCUUUAAAUGAUUUGAAAAGCAGCCUACAACCUCAAUAGUUGUAUUAAGUAAGUUUAAUUUGCUCAGUUAAAGUUUAUUACUUAAAUCCUCUGUGAAUCAGUGGAUGUGAAGAUUUGUUAUUAUCAGUCUCAGCGCCUUCAGCCUCAAUAGUGGCAGAUGGAAAUGGUCUUUUCUGAUCCAUGCUGACAAAAUAAGUUUAUCGAAAGGCAGAACUGCAAUGGAUUUCUCUACUUGUAAGUAAUAAACAUAACUAAAAGAUGGAAGUUCUGUUAAUGCCCUAGUUUCAACCUGGAAGCUUCAAGAUACAUUUUAAAAAGCAGAAGUGUUGUAGCUGAGAUUCGAGACGGUGCAGGGUGAGAAUGACAGUGGGGCAGGGCAGUGUCGAGUCUGCAGAGCAAGGCUGGAGCACAGUGGGUGACAUGGUCGUAUAGUGGUUAGUACAGUGCUAUUACAACACGAGCAACCUGGGUUCAGCUCUGCCAGUGUCUGUAACAGUUGUUCGUUCUUCCUGUGACCAUGUAGGUUUCCUCUGGGUGCCUGGGUUGCCUCCCACAUCCCCAAAGAUGCACGGGUUGGCAGGUUAAUUGGUUAAUACACCCACCUGGGUGUAAUUGGGCAGCAAUGGCUCGUUGGGCUGGAAGGGCCUGUUAGCGUGCUUUAUCUCUCAGUACAUUUUUCAAAAGCAAAGGUUGAAUGGAGACACAAGAGGCUGCAGAUACUGGAAUCAGGGGCACUGGACCAUCCACUGGAGGGGCUCAGCAGGCUGAGAAGCACCUGUGUGGGGGGGUAAAGGAAUUGUCGACAUUUCAGGUCUAAAUCAUGCAUCCAUCUGGAAAAUCUCUCAGUCCAGCUAUGAUUAAAGUCCUGCGUAUGUCCCGAUUAUGGGAGUCCUACUGUAAUCACUCAUUAUUGUGCUCACGAGUGCGAUAAGCUGCGUCCCACAAGAUUCAGUUCCCUACUCCAUGGGGUGCUCCCUUAAAUCCAUUCUCAAUAUUUCAGCAUUUUGCUUCCUAUCAUAAUGGCCGCUUCACUUACUCAAAUUUGGGUUGACCCUUUCAGAAACUAUCCGGGAAUCAGAAAACAGGAUUUAACCUUUUUUAUACCGUGGACCCCUACCGUUAACUGAGGGGUCUGUGGGCCCAAGACAGGAACCCCUGAUUUAGAAGUUAGUAUUUUGCAGCUUCCAGUUAGAAGAAUUGGCGAUAUAUAACGUCUGUUACAUUUAUAGAAAAGUGUAAAGAGGACCUGAAUUUCUGUUUAUUGAGCAACUAGUUCACAAGGUAAACUA
Molecule: messenger RNA, 4407 nt
Organism: Mobula hypostoma (lesser devil ray)
Lineage: Eukaryota; Metazoa; Chordata; Chondrichthyes; Myliobatiformes; Myliobatidae
Gene: med25
Product: mediator complex subunit 25
Exons: 21
Coding region: 379-2784 (801 amino acids)
Biological process (GO): positive regulation of transcription by RNA polymerase II
Cellular component (GO): transcription regulator complex; mediator complex
Source: RefSeq, a predicted model, not a curated record